This is a messenger RNA of Neurospora hispaniola, 1919 nucleotides long. RefSeq lists its product as uncharacterized. The coding region runs from base 1 to 1728 and encodes 575 amino acids. Gene Ontology annotation, biological process: canonical NF-kappaB signal transduction. NCBI's taxonomy places the organism in Eukaryota, Fungi, Ascomycota, Sordariomycetes, Sordariales, Sordariaceae. The record is from RefSeq and is a predicted model, not a curated record. The transcript is spliced from 3 exons.
AUGACGCCAAAUACUACCCAGUGGUGUACACCUGACCACCAGCGACGACACUGCAGCGUCAACCUCACCAUCUCACCUCCUCACCUGGGUCGCCGCACAGCACACCAAAGCAGCAAAGUCCGAAUCAACUCCCGGAAAAACGCACGGAUAUACGGCACCGGGGCAUUGAAUCAAAUUUCAUGGGGUCGAGAAUCCACAGGACUACCGCCCUUUGAACCAACAACGGACAGAGAAGCAAAAGCAGCAGAACCAAUGUCCUUUGACGAAUUCAACUCACCGCCACGAUCCCCCAAACGGCGAAGAAUCUUGGCCUCUUACAACCCUGUUCCUGUUGCGCCUGCCAAAACCGAUGCUGAGGCACUAGAUGGUAGCAGUGCAAGGGGUGUUGGUGGGGGUAGUAGGAGCAAGCACCGCUCGCAGGAUCCAGAGUUGGACAGGGGCCGGUCACGGUCAACUUCAGCAGCGGCUGAGCCUCCAAAGGGCAGCAGGACGGAGAGGGGUACCAGCCAUGACCGCGAUGAUCCCAUGACCGGCGUUGGGGAGGAUGUCACUGGUGGGGAGGGGGAUGGUGAGCGUGAACGUGUGCGUGAACGCAAAAGGGAUAGGGAGGGUGAUGGGGACCAGGAUCAGGACUCCGAAGGGAGGAUGAGGGAGAAGAAGCCUAAGGUGACCAAGUUUCGAUUUAAGGACAAGGAUAGGGAAUCACGGAGGAGGAGGAGGAGACGAUCACGGACGCGGUCACGAUCACGAUCGCGCUCUCCUAGAUCAGACCGGCACCGUAGUCGCCGGCAUCACCCCGAGGAGGAUGACCGCGAUGGCCGGGGAAGGGAGCGGAGGAGAUCUAGAGGUAGGAGCAGAGACCGCGACCGGGACAGGGAUAGGGAUGAAGAGACUAAGGACAGCGAACCCCGUCGCAAACAUCGCCAUCGUCACCACCACCGCCGGCACCGUCGCCAUCGCUCACCUACCCCACAACAAGAGCUGCCUGAUCAUCCAGAAGACCCCUUCGCCGAACCCCCGCUGGAUCCCGAAGCCGCUUUCCGCGAGUCUCUCUUUGACGCCAUGGCAGACGACGAAGGAGCCGCCUACUGGGAAGGCGUCUACGGCCAACCAAUCCACGUGUACUCAUCCGCGCGGGAACGGGUCAACCCUGAGGGCGAGCUCGAACGGAUGACGGACGAGGAGUACGCUGCCUAUGUCCGGCAGAGGAUGUGGGAGAAGACGCACCAGGGCCUGCUGGAAGAGCGGGAGCGGAGACAAAAGAGGAAAGAGGAAGAGAGGAGGAGGGAAGAGGAGGAGCGGAGGAUCGCCAAGGAGAUGGAGCGGAGCUUGAAGAGGGGAGAGGAGAGAAGAAAGAGGAGGGUGUGGAAGGACAGGUGGGAGGAGUAUCUCAAGGCGUGGGGGGACUUUGCUGCUGCCGCUACGGAAGGUGGUGCGAAGAUUGACGUGGCGAGGAUUCCUUGGCCUGUCAACAGGGAGGUGGUGGGUGGAAAGAUUGAGGAGAUGGAUCCAGAAACGGUUAGGGCUUUCUUUGUGCACGGGAUAGGUCUGGAAGAGUUGGGAGAGAAAGAGUUUGCGGCAAGGUUGAAGGACGAGAGAGUUCGCUGGCAUCCGGAUAAGAUGCAGCAGCGGUUGGGAGGGGACGUGGAUGCUGCCAUUAUGAGGGACGUGACGGCGAUUUUCCAGAUUGUGGAUAAGCUGUGGAAUGAUACACGCAAGAGCUCAUGAUGUCUGAUUUAUGGUGGGAUAAAGUUGCAAAGGAUGGCGUUGUGAGUUUGCUGGAUUUAGUACUGCGGUAGCUUCACCAUAUUCUCAGCGGUCAGUAGAGUCUUAUCUGGCUGAUGUUGUGACGCAAUGGAGCGCAUGAUCAGACGCGCUAUAGCGAUACAGAUAAUAGAACAAUAACCUUUCCUACUUGU